ACCGUACCAUUCAGCGGCCGGAGGGCGGGAAGAUGGCGGCCUUGGGGUCCCCGGCGCGCACUCUGCGAGGCCUUCUGCGGGAGCUGCGCUACCUGAACGCGGCCGCCGGGCGGCCGUAUCGCGACAGUGCGGCCUAUCGGUACCUUGUGAAGGCGUUCCGCGCGCACCGGGUCACCAGUGAGAAGUUGUGCAGAGCCCAACAUGAACUGCAUUUCCAAGCUGCCACCUACCUCUGCCUGCUGCGCAGCGUCCGGGAACAUGUGGCUCUUCAUCAGGAAUUUCAUGGCAAGGGUGAGCGCUCCGUGGAGGAGUUGGCUGGCUUGGUGGGUCUCAAGUUGCCCCAUCAGCCUGGAGGGAAGGGCUGGGAGCCGUGAACUUGGAGAGACUCCUUGGAUGCUGCCUUCAUGUGCGCAUUGAAUCAUUUCUAUCCACGUGUAUGUAUCACUAAACAUUCUUUUAAAGUGUAGAGUUUUCUCUGUAAUUUUGUUCACUUGGUAGUUCUUGGAAUAAACUGGAAAAGAUUUCA
This is a messenger RNA of Lepus europaeus (European hare), 526 nucleotides long. It is a transcript of the gene FMC1, whose product is annotated as formation of mitochondrial complex V assembly factor 1 homolog. Bases 33 to 374 code for a protein of 113 amino acids. Gene Ontology annotation, cellular component: mitochondrion. The transcript is spliced from 2 exons. Lineage: Eukaryota; Metazoa; Chordata; Mammalia; Lagomorpha; Leporidae. The record is from RefSeq and is a predicted model, not a curated record.